Camellia sinensis is the source of this 1774-nucleotide messenger RNA. Its product is annotated as eukaryotic initiation factor 4A-10. Gene Ontology annotation, molecular function: nucleic acid binding; RNA helicase activity; ATP binding. NCBI's taxonomy places the organism in Eukaryota, Viridiplantae, Streptophyta, Magnoliopsida, Ericales, Theaceae. The record is from RefSeq and is a predicted model, not a curated record.
AUCUCACAACUUAUACAAACACCUCCCUGUCUCAUCAUAUAUCUUGUUCUUUUGCUCUCGCUGUUCUGUUCCUCAACUCCGCGGCGUAGAUCCGAGGAGUUUGGGAAAACCCUAACCCUAGCCAAAAAGCGAUCGAUCUCAGUCACAAGCUCUCCAUCUCUAUCUUCCUCACAGUUCUUCAGCGACCUUUCACUGCUAUCAGACAUGGCUGGCUUGGCCCCAGAGGGUUCUCAAUUUGACGCUCGUCAGUAUGAUGCCAGAAUGAGUGACUUACUUGGGACGACUGAUGGGGAAGAAUUCUUCACUUCGUAUGAUGAAGUUUAUGACAGCUUUGAUGCAAUGGGCUUGCAAGAAAAUCUCCUGAGGGGCAUUUAUGCCUAUGGUUUUGAGAAGCCCUCUGCAAUUCAGCAAAGGGGGAUAGUUCCCUUUUGCAAAGGACUUGAUGUAAUUCAACAAGCACAGUCCGGAACUGGAAAAACUGCAACUUUCUGCUCUGGAAUUCUGCAGCAGCUUGAUUAUGGUAUAGUUGAAUGCCAAGCGUUGGUUCUUGCACCCACUCGUGAACUUGCUCAGCAAAUUGAAAAGGUCAUGCGAGCACUGGGUGACUAUCUUGGUGUGAAGGUUCAUGCUUGUGUAGGAGGGACCAGUGUGCGUGAAGAUCAGCGCAUUCUUUCAAGUGGGGUUCAUGUUGUUGUUGGUACCCCUGGUCGAGUAUUCGACAUGUUGCGUAGACAGUCACUUCGCCCUGAUUACAUCAAAAUGUUUGUGUUGGAUGAGGCAGAUGAAAUGCUUUCACGAGGCUUCAAAGAUCAGAUCUAUGAUAUAUUCCAGUUACUGCCACCUAAGAUCCAGGUUGGGGUGUUCUCUGCCACAAUGCCACCUGAGGCCCUUGAAAUCACUAGGAAAUUCAUGAACAAACCUGUGAGGAUUCUUGUGAAACGUGAUGAACUUACUCUUGAGGGUAUCAAGCAAUUUUAUGUCAAUGUCGAUAAGGAGGAAUGGAAGCUCGAGACGCUUUGUGAUCUCUAUGAAACCUUGGCCAUAACGCAAAGUGUCAUCUUUGUUAACACGCGGCGCAAGGUUGACUGGCUCACUGACAAAAUGCGCAGCCGUGAUCACACAGUCUCUGCCACUCAUGGAGACAUGGAUCAGAACACUAGAGAUAUCAUCAUGAGGGAAUUCCGUUCUGGUUCCUCACGUGUGCUCAUCACCACUGAUCUUUUGGCCCGUGGUAUUGACGUCCAGCAAGUCUCUCUUGUGAUCAAUUAUGAUCUCCCAACCCAGCCAGAGAACUACCUCCAUCGAAUUGGACGUAGUGGACGGUUUGGGAGGAAGGGUGUUGCCAUCAACUUUGUGACCAAAGAUGACGAGAGGAUGCUGGCUGACAUCCAGAGGUUCUAUAAUGUGGUGGUUGAGGAGCUCCCGGCAAACGUUGCUGAUCUCCUUUGAAGGGUUUUGGUUCGGUGAGGUAAAUUGUUUUCUACUUGGAAGUUAUUUGUCAUCUUAUUUCAUAGGGUUUUAGCACCUUGAUUAAAGUAUGUAUUAGACUUACAAUUGGGAGAUGUGGGCCUUAUGAUUUCGCAUAGGGACAUGUGUUCCCAAUUUGGAUGUUGUAGGUAUCCAUGGUUGCAAAUUUUGUUGGUUUUGCUUUUGUAAUGUUGUCUAAAAUAACUUGCACAAGUGGAUGUUGUUUGAACCCGACAUUAUUGAGUUCUACAGUUUGCUUUUAAGUUUGUGUAUGAGAAUGGAUAUUAAGUUGUGCAUCUGUUUUUCA